CCCUUAUUUUACCGACUUUACUCCUUUAAUCGAUUUUUAUCAACCCACUCCUUCAACAACAUGUCUUUCAAAUCCUUUGCUAUCUUGGCUCUCGCGACUGGCUUCGCUGUUGCCAAACCUGUUCCCUCUUAUGAGAAGCGCAACAUUGGUGGUGUCGGCGGUGACUUCUCUGUCAACAAGCUCAAUGUAAACAACGUCUUCGGCAACCAAAACGGCUUCGACUUCAUUGGUGGCUUUGGAAACUUCCAGAGGCAGCAAGAGGUCGUGCAGAUCCAGCAGCAAAACAUCCAGCAAGUCAACUUCGGCGGCUUCCAGGCCCAAGUUGUCGAGCAAGUCAACCAAGUCCUUGUUGUCGACCAACAACAGAACGGCUUCAACAACGGUCUCAACAACCUCUUCCGCUCCACCGGCCGCCGCCGUGAACGCAACGAUGUCUCCACCGUCAUGAUGGUCGUCACGCAGAUCAAUGUAGCCGUCGAUGACGGCCGUGGCAACCAAUUCCAGCAAGAAGUCUUUGCUCAGAGCAUCGUUGUCGCCAACCGUGGCCAACAGCGAUCCGAGACCGUCAUGCUUUUUGAAGCCCGCACCCUCGUUGCUGCAGACAUCGUCGGCAAGGGCUUUGGGAACGGUGUUGGUGGAAACGGCUUUGCAGGCAUCAGCGGUGCUGCCGUCCUCCCCACCAAGACCCGGGGUGUUGAACUUCUUGCCGCCCGCCCUACCUGGACUUCCGUCAUCGACGAUGCCGCUGCUCAGCAGGGUGCCAUCUGGCAGGCAGAGAUCGAGAACCUCCAGAAAGCCGAGCAAGACGCCGCUGACAACGAGCUCAACAAGCAACUCGGUCAGCAGGAAGCUGAGCAGAACAAGGAGGGUGAGCAGGCGGCACAGCAGGAGGCCGAACAACAGAAACAGGAAGCUGAGCAGCAAGCCGCCAACGAAGCUCAGCAGGGGGAGCAGAACCAGGAAGGCGAGCAAAAGGCUGAGGGCGAGCAACAACAGGCUGAAGGCGCCGAGCAACAGCAAGGCGAACAGAAGCAGGAGUAG
This is a messenger RNA of Periconia digitata, 1041 nucleotides long. The record is from the annotation of a GenBank genome assembly. NCBI's taxonomy places the organism in Eukaryota, Fungi, Ascomycota, Dothideomycetes, Pleosporales, Periconiaceae.